AUGAGCGAAGUACUUCUUGUACUUCCCCUGGCGCUCUUAUGCAACAAUGAGGACUCGGAGAACCUCUCUGCAUUCUCAUUUUCUGCUACCCACUCGUUGAACUCAAAGGGAGGACUUUCCGGGAACGACAUUGUCGCGUCCGCGGAUGAUUCUCUGUCAAGGCGCACUGAUCCUCACCCACAAACUCUCGACGCAGAAGAAGCUUACCAACGCAUGUUACUUAUGCUAGAAUGUCAGUUGGAGUUUAUGACGUUAGCGCAGUGGCGUCUUGCAGUGGAGGCACACCUCAAAAAGGAAGUAUUGCAAGGCUGGAUGCGAACUGUGACGUUGCAGGAGGUUCUUUUACAACACCAUGUGACCCGCCUCGCCCACGUCGGGAAGAGCUUUAGGUGCCCUGUGGGGAACCCCACACACUGUCGGUGCAUGCAGGAUGAGUUCUUCGAAUGCGAGUACGUUGCGUUGCAAGAGGCAGUGGAGUUCUUGGAUGUUUGGUCGAAGCUUAUACCAGCACGGCUCUCUAUGAUGCAGACACCCACGUUUCUCGCUGAGGCCAUGUCAAACUCACGAGACGAGGGGCAUGCCACAUUCACCUUUGCACCAAAGUUAUUGACCACAGCCAGUCAGGACAAACAGAUGAAGGCGCUGCGCAAAACUGUUAGACGCCUUUGGGGUGAUCUUGCUGCCGUUCACGACGAGGCAGAGGUGCUUAGUUUUACACUUGAGGAGGAAGUGAAGGGGGGCGAGGCAGAUGGAGCCCAAAGUGCUAGGAAUACAAGUGGAAGCUGCGAGGAAAACGGUUCGGAGCAUGCGAGUUACGCCGUUAAUGUCAUGCGGUUGGCUACGCGGCAGGUGGACGAGCUGCGCGGCAGAGUGUUUGCGCUUACGAAGCGGUUGCAUGAGGCGGAACAGUCCCUGGAGAGCACCCAACGGGUCUUGCUGGAUGAGAAGGAACGCAGCGCACAUUUACAACAACUUUUGAACACCACAGAGGAGGCGGCAGUGGCAGCAUACUCGCAAUGUCAAUUACACCUUUCGAGAGUCGAUGUCCCUCUCCAACAGGACGACGCUGAGAAAGAGCCAGACAACACACCGGGGACGUACACGGUACGAGUGCUAGAGGAGCUUCAACGAUACGCGCUAACGUUGACCAAGGAAAUUGUUUGGCAGAAAGAGAGGACACAACGAGAGCUGCGUGACCGAGACGCGGUGCUUGAGAUAGUCUACCCACAGGUAGAGAGACUGGUAUCCCUUAUGCCACGCUCUUUGCCUUUGCUUGAAUUGAAAACGGAGGGUGUCAACAUGAUGAACAUUACUUCUAUGCUGGAGGGCAUCAUUAUGGGCGUGACAGGCCUGAAGACUUACCACGACGAGGGCCACGCGAGGGGCGUCCAACUCUUUCAGCCGAUCUCGCAGCCUUCGGAGGCGGCCACGUUGCAAUCAACCAUUGAACACAUGCGUUCAACAAUUGAACUGCUACUCUGCGAGAAGGGUAAAAAAGGCGAUGCCCAUUUAUGUGUUGGUUCUACCGUCCCUGCUGUGUCUGUUGCAAACGGUCGCAUGGAUGUUCUGACGACGGUGCUGCGCCGCCUUGAAGAGGUGCGGGGUGAGAAAAUAAUGUUGGAGCUGGAGCUUGAGGAGAAGCAAAGACGUCCCCUGCUGCAUGGAAGUCAGAAGCCACGUCAUGGACCCACCACUGCGGAUGACGCCGACGGGGGAACAGGGUCUGGCGAUAACACAUGGGUGCAGUCUGUUCACCGCCUUUCUGAGGCCAACACACUUUUGCAGGACGAAUUGAAGCUGGAGCGGGAAGCUGGGCUGUCACUGAAGGCGAGGCUUACAGAUUCAGAGCGGUUUAUACGUGAGCUACAGAAACAGUGCCGUCGACUGCGCCAGAGUGGACGCUUUGACGCCUAUGAGAUCAUUGAGCAAUCGGGGUGUGACAGCGAUGACGAUGACGCGAAGGCGUCUGACGGCGGCAGCGGUGAUGAUGGCACGCCUAUACCUCUCAUGGAAGCACGACAAAUGGGGGAGGAAAAGGCUGUAAGGGGAAUGUGCCCAGAUGAGGCUUUGUAUGCGGCGCCCUGCCUCAGGUAUCACUCGAUGCCCUCAACAGCGUCAAUAGACACCUCAUUUUCGCUGCGGCCGCUGACUGGGCCCUCAGGCCCGUGCACGUCCAUUUGUCAGGGAGAACAGAUUGCUUGUGUGCGGGAUCAGCGUCGAUUGAUGAAGGCCGUGCGGCAUGUACACGGCAUUAAACUCUCCACACUCUUCAUGAGCAAAGAACAUCAUUGGUCGUCUUGCAACCCACAUGACAUUUGGAAUAUCUUUCUUGCCUGCAGCAUCUCUUUGCACACAUUUUUUAAAUCGAUUGGUUUUUCUGCAAAAGUAGCACGACACGUGGCAGUUCUUUAUCCGCUUCCACCCACUAUGACGCACUCGCUGCCUGUGCGUCAGCUUCUGUGUCCCCUCAAGGGCCGCCGGAGCUCAUCGCAUGCGAGAAACACUGGACCACCCGUGGAAAUUUUUGACCUUCGUGAAGAGUUUAAAUCCACGAGAAAUUAUCUGCGAGGGUGCAUGGAUGUUUGUUUCUCCCAAGACGGCCGCUUUAUGUAUGCACUGGCUUCGGCAGACGCUGAUGUGAUUGCACGGAUGUGUGCACCCGAGUGUCUCAACAUUCCUGCAGAGCACCAAUUCCGCUUCUCUGGCUCGCUACCGAAAGGAGUUUCAAUCUGCAACAAGAGUGGCAACGACGGUAUCGACAUGAUUAACCACGACGUUACGUAUGCAGGCGAGGCGGAUACAAUGCCGCUUUCAAUGGAUAUGUUGGGUUGGUGUGGACGCGGCGGCAUUUGCGCAUGGGCUAUGGAUUACAUGCAAUUUGAUUCUGCAGCAGAGCGGGACCGUUUUAAGAAGCAUUUGCGGAGCGAGUACCGCCUUGUGUUAAAUCUUUCUGCAACAGAGGUGCAAAACUUUGUGGGUGGCAGUGUGGAGUUGAUGGGGCUUAACAGUGCCGGCAAGACCGUGGCUCGUCUUUUUAUGUCAUUGACGGCGUAUGAGGCGCUCUCGCCGGUGCACCGCAUUCAGCUCUUGCAGUGGUACGGUGGACCGCAAGGUGUGACGCUGUUAAAUGUGGGGAAUAUUGAGCGUGUGAUGGCUGCGCCUGUGCGGCGUCUCGUGGUAAUGGUGCAGUGGCACGGCCGUGUGCCGCUCUCCAAGACGCCUCCACGAGAGACUCUUGAGCGGCUUGGCUUCCAUCAUCAAGAACAACAUCAUCUGCCGCGGAAGGUUGAGUCUUCAUAG
Molecule: messenger RNA, 3300 nt
Organism: Trypanosoma rangeli
Lineage: Eukaryota; Euglenozoa; Kinetoplastea; Trypanosomatida; Trypanosomatidae
Exons: 1
Coding region: 1-3300 (1099 amino acids)
Source: RefSeq, a predicted model, not a curated record